AAAUAUCAUUCUUAAAUGCGUAUGGAUACUCGAACGAGAGUGACCUGUAUUGAUACUCAAUUUCUUUACAUCCAUCGAAUUUCUCUGAUCGCAGUUGGCUUAUGGCCUUACGAUCGAACAAUGCUUGUUCAACUUCAAUCUUCUCUGUUUUUUCUCAUUACGACUAGUAUUAUUAUAUUUCAGCUUACAACAUUUCUAACUACAGAAUGUACUAUUGACUUCAUCAUUAAGAUCCUUUCUACAACACUUUUUCUGCUUGUGUGCGUAAUUCAAUACAAUUGUUUCUGGAUUAACACGCGUGCCGUAAAACAUGUAUUGGAAAACCUUCUGUACAUCUGCAGCAAAUUACACGACAGAAACGAAAUUGCUAUAAUAAAAAAAUAUGGAUACAUUGCAAAAUGUGUUGCCAUUGGAUUUAUAUUUUUGGCGAUAUGCGGUAUAAUCACCUUUUCCCUUUUGCCAAUACUGCCGCAAAUUUUUGGCAUCUUUUAUCUCGUAAAUAAAUCUGAGCCAUAUCGCAAUAUUUAUAUCACGACUGAAUAUUUUGUCGAUCAAGAAAAAAAUUUUUAUUUUAUUUUGCUGCAUCUGUAUUUAUCCCAUUACAUAGCAGUGGGUACGUUAGUAGGAACAGGAAUAUUGAUCACAGGAUACUUUAUACAUUUUUGUGGAUUAUUUAACGUUGCUAGUUACCGUAUGCAGCAGGUAAUGCGAAGGAACAGUCACGAAUUAAUUUAUCGGAAACACAAGAGCGAGAUCGAGAAGAAGAUAAGUCAUGCAGUCGACAUCCAUCGCGCUACUAUUAAUAUCAUUGAAUUCUUUCUAUACAACUUCGAGGGGACAUUCAUUCUUGUAACGGCGAUUAUUGUAAUUUGCUUGAGCCUUCAUCUGUUUGGAAUUUAUCAAGCCGCUAUGUUUGAGAAAAGCAUAGAAGAAUUUUUAUUACACUUUGGUUUUAUGUCUGCUAUUUUUUUAUAUUCAUUUGCAGGCAAUUAUGUUGGUCAAGCAAUUACAGAUCAUUAUAAUAACAUAUUUUCUAAUGCAUAUAACGUUAAAUGGUACACCGCAUCUGUACGCGUACAAAGACUGAUACUGAUUCUUUUGCAAAUAUGCGCUAAACCUUAUGGCCUAAAAUUCGGUGGUCUUUUUAUAACAUCUUUAGAAAACUUUGCCUCGCUAUCAACUGCGUCAAUGUCGUAUUUCACUAUUUUAUAUUCCAUACAAAAGUGAUAUUAGUCAAAUGUCCGAUAGUAUAAUGAUUAAAUAACUGGCGGAAACUGUCAGCAAAGAAAUAAAUAGAAUGUGAUAACUUCAUUAUUUUUUAAAUCUAAUAGCGUUACAUGUAACUUCAAGAUGUAUCCAGAAAUACACAAUAAAAUUGGUCCAAUUUACAUAUAG
Messenger RNA from Ooceraea biroi (clonal raider ant), 1395 nucleotides. RefSeq names its product odorant receptor 22c. Gene Ontology annotation, molecular function: olfactory receptor activity; odorant binding. NCBI's taxonomy places the organism in Eukaryota, Metazoa, Arthropoda, Insecta, Hymenoptera, Formicidae. Gene Ontology annotation, biological process: detection of chemical stimulus involved in sensory perception of smell; sensory perception of smell. The record is from RefSeq and is a predicted model, not a curated record. Gene Ontology annotation, cellular component: plasma membrane.